Microtus oregoni (creeping vole) is the source of this 1295-nucleotide messenger RNA. It is a transcript of the gene Shld3, whose product is annotated as shieldin complex subunit 3. The record is from RefSeq and is a predicted model, not a curated record. Gene Ontology annotation, biological process: negative regulation of double-strand break repair via homologous recombination; positive regulation of double-strand break repair via nonhomologous end joining; positive regulation of isotype switching. NCBI's taxonomy places the organism in Eukaryota, Metazoa, Chordata, Mammalia, Rodentia, Cricetidae. The coding region runs from base 239 to 1006 and encodes 255 amino acids. The transcript is spliced from 2 exons.
UGCUUUUGACGCCGGGUCUUCCGGGACUUGUGCUUUCCAGUUUCCUUCCGACCCACGGGUGAGCCACUGAUCAGAAGUGCCUGUCAAGAUGGAAGUGAAUCCUCCCAAACAGGAGCACCUGCUGGCUCUAAAAGGUCCUGUUUCUUCUGAUUUGACCCGAAAGACAGUCUUAUAAAUAAUAAAUUACAUUCUAGCUCUGAAGAAUUCGGCUAAGGAAUUUCCUCUUCAUUAAGAGUUAAUGGAUUACUGCAGAAUGACCACGGAAGUGAUACUACAUUAUCGGCCAUAUGAAAAAGAUCCCACACAACUGGCAAAAAUUGCAGAAAAGGCAAUUCAAGACUUUCCAACCCACCCGCUAUCAAGAUUUAUUCCUUGGUUUCCACAAGAUGGGUCCAAACUGCCGCUCAAGCCUAAAAGACUACCACCAGUCAUUUCUAGAGAGGCUGCUGAGAGUGUAAAACAGUACUUAGCCAUUUCAGAACCUAGUGUUAAAUCUCAGAGCUACGAUUGCACAGUAGAUCUUCUGGAGUUCCAUCCUAGUGUGGAAACGCAGCACCUGCUCCAGUCACGCGCGCUGCAUGAGCAGACUAAUUCUGGAACUCCAGGUAGCAAUUCAGGAAACGGGAAGCGGCACCAGAAGAGAUCCUGGAGCGUUUCACUUGCCAGCAAACACUGUCCAGAAAAGAGUUUUCCUUUGUCUAAGAAACUGCGAAAUAGUUUAAAGACAUUGCAAUUGCACUCCCUUCAUAGAGCAAGAUGGACAUUAGAAUACAGUGUUUGUAACAAGCAGACUCUGGAAGACAUUUGGACAGAACUCACUCGCCUCAUCCGGCACAAUGAACUUCCCUCGUGUAAUGCCACCAUCCAGAGACAGUUAGGCCAGAUAUGGGUGUUCUGUGAUAUUAUGUACUGCGAAUAUGUAGGAGGCCUUCUUAAAGAAAGAUUAUCUCUUAUUGGAAAGAUUAAUUUAUUUGUACGUAAAUAUGGUGUUAUUUUUAGUAUGUAAUGAAUUCUGGUUAUCAGAAAAAUAUUCUGAAUGAAAUGAAUAUGGACUGACAUUAUAAAAUGAAUUAUUUUUACUGUCACUGCAAUUUUAGUGACUUUGAAAAUUUCAUGCUCCUUUAUAAUGUGAAGAAAUAGUUGUCUGAUAUGUAGACAGUUUUUGUUCAAUAUAUAAAUAAAUGUCACAUGAUUCCAAGGCUUGUCAAUCAAGUCAGAAACAUUCUAGAUUCUGUUCAUUAGUGUUUUUUUAAGUGAACUGUGAUGAAUUAUUGUCUGUACUAAAAUUAAAAGUA